Messenger RNA from Equus quagga, 5179 nucleotides. It is a transcript of the gene DNAJB13, whose product is annotated as DnaJ heat shock protein family (Hsp40) member B13. The transcript has 9 exons. NCBI's taxonomy places the organism in Eukaryota, Metazoa, Chordata, Mammalia, Perissodactyla, Equidae. The record is from RefSeq and is a predicted model, not a curated record. Gene Ontology annotation, cellular component: cytosol. The coding region runs from base 1114 to 2064 and encodes 316 amino acids. Gene Ontology annotation, molecular function: protein-folding chaperone binding.
ACCACAUAAAUUAGAAUAACCGCGUCAGAAAACUGUGUGACCUCACCUCGCAGAGUUGACACAUACCCGGAUGUUCAGCAUCAGCAGAGAAUGCUAUACAGCCUCCUUGAAAAUAGGUCACACACACACAAAGGCGUGCCGUUUGCAUAAGCGAUACCAUUUAUGUAAAGUUCAAAAACACGAAAAGAUAAGUAUGUUGUUAGGGAUACAUGCCGUGGUGUCCUGGAGCUGGCUUGUACCAGCUUGGGAGAAAUUGGCAAAUGCUACAAAUCAGGGCUAUUUUUUUCUUUCUGGUGAGCUAGUUGUUAAAUACCUACCAGUACACCGCUGGAUGUGUGCACCAUAGUAAAACAAUAAAGAAAAGCAAGAGGAGAAUAAACAGUUAGGGAGGGGCACACAGAGGCAACAUUCCUUCAAUAAGGAAUGUUCUAAUGCUGUUCUUUUGUGCAUAUAAGCUAUUUCAUGGGGGAAGAAACCAAGUAGGAGUUAGUUUGGUUGAAGCCAGCGUCGGUGGUGGGUGUGGUGGGACGGGUGAGGUGGCAGCUUAGGUGAAUGUGAGAGAGAGGAGGGUUAGUCUGAGCAGUGCAAGUGCUGUAGUGUAUUAACUCUGGGCAUUGUGCAGUGUGGUCUUGGCAGGGUAGAGACGAAGCAAGCAGGACAGUGAGGAUGUUGUAGUGGCCUUGCUGAAAGAUGAAAGCCAAAGCAAGACCAUGGUGGAGGAGGACGAGCAGAAGAAGGGCUUGAGAGGCAUCUAGGAGGUACAAUGGACUGAACUUGGUGACUGACUGGAUGUGGGAUGUAAGUGGAUGACAGGGCGCUGCUGCCCGCAAGGAGGUGGCGCAGAGCUCCCCACUCUUUGAGGUGGGCUGCAAAAUGACUUCCUUCCAAAGAGUACAAUCCAGAAAGGGGGAAACGAAAGUCCCUUUACAGUGGAGAACGCUGACCAACACGACUGCAGCAGGCUCAAGGCCAGCAUCACCAGGGAAAAGUCACGUUGAUGGAAGGACUACAACUCCCAGAGUGCCCCUGUGUGGUUGUCAGGAGCAACCAAGGAAUGCAGACCAACAGCCCUGCCGGAGCCAGGACUAGCCACUGACUGACUGCCAGCCAGCCAUGGGCCAGGAUUAUUACGCUCUACUCCACAUCACUAGAAAUGCAGAGGAUGCCCAGAUCAAGAAGGCGUACCGGAAACUUGCCCUUAAGAACCACCCAUUGAAUUCCAUUGGACCAUCCUCAGUAGAAACGUUCAGGCAAAUAGCAGAGGCCUACGAUGUGCUGAGCGACCCUGUGAAGAGAAGCAUCUAUGACAAGUUCGGAGAAGAGGGCCUGAAGGGCGGGAUUCCUCUGGAGUUUGGAUCCCAGACCCCAUGGACAACUGGUUACGUCUUCCAUGGCAACCCCGAAAAGGUUUUCCAUGAGUUCUUCGGAGGAGACAACCCCUUUAGUGAGUUUUUUGAUGAAGAAGGAAAUGAGACAGAUUUGAACUUUGGGGGGCUCCGGGGCCGAGGGGUUAAGAAACAGGAUGCCCCAAUCGAACGAGACCUCUACCUAUCCCUGGAGGACUUAUUCUUCGGCUGCACCAAGAAAAUUAAGAUCUCCCGAAGGGUGCUGAACGAGGAUGGCUACUCCUCUACCAUCAAGGACAAGAUCCUCACCAUUGACGUGAAGCCUGGCUGGAGGCAGGGCACACGCAUCACCUUCGAGAAGGAAGGGGACCAGGGCCCCAACAUCAUCCCAGCCGACAUCAUCUUCAUCGUAAAGGAGAAGCUACACCCUCGUUUCCGCAGGGAGAAUGACAACCUCUUUUUUGUGAAGCCCAUCCCCUUGGGAAAGGCUCUGACCUGUUGCACCGUGGAAGUGAAGACCCUAGAUGACCGUCUGCUCAACAUUCCCAUCAAUGACAUCAUCCAUCCCAAGUACUUCAAGAAGGUGCCAGGUGAGGGGAUGCCAUUGCCUGAGGACCCCACCAAGAAGGGGGACCUCUUCAUUUUCUUCGACAUCCAGUUCCCCACCCGCCUCACACCCCAGAAGAAGCAGAUGCUGCGCCAGGCAUUGCUGACAUAACCCUGGUGGGCUGGGGGCAGGAACAGAAGGGGAAGGCUAGCUGAGCCUCACGCCACUCCUACCCCCACGGCCUCAGGGUGUGCAAGGGAGCCAGCCCCCUGUGCCUACAUGACGGGAGGCUGGGAUGCCACGGGACUUUUUAAACUGACGCAAUAAAGAUUUAUUUCCUGUCCUCCAGCUACACCCAGGAGAGUGUGUGUGGGAGGCAGAGGAGCAUCAUGUAGCCCUUCUGUGGAGCAGAGGGAAGGGCAGGGCCCAAGUAGCCAAGGACUUGGGUCCCUGUCCUGGCUUUGUGGGCAUAGCCGGGUCCCUGAGGGUUCAGAGCCUCUGUGCUCCCACUGUGACAGCAUGGGGCAGUGCUGUGUAGCCUCUGAGGGUCCCCAGCUCUGCUGAUUUCUCAUAACACACGAUCUUUACAAGGGGCUGUCUCUAGUGUGAUAUGGUGACACUGUACUCAGGAAAACUGAAGCAGAGAAGAAAAUACUUGUCCCAGGCCUCACACGGCUCAGUGGCAAAACUGUCAUCAGAACCUCGAGGGUCGCUUCCCACAAACUCACCCAGCUUAGAUUAGAGGCAGCACAAAGGACACACAUGCUGGAAUGGCUUUGGUUUCUCCCUCGCCAGCCUUAAGUCCCUUGUCUGUGCGGUGGGUCCUGGGCUGCCUCUAGGCAGACCUGGGUUCUGCUCCCGGCCCCGCCCCUCACCCCUUAGGCGUUACGGGGUCCCUGUCUUAUCCGUAAAGCAGAGCUCAUACCCUGCCUCAGGGUGCUUGUGAGGAUUAAGUCAUUGGUGUGAAAGUGCUUGGUGAACUUGCUUAGAUUUCAGGGUGACAGCAUUGCUGCCACUGUGGCCUGUGGGAGUCCCUGCCUCUAGGCCCAGCUGGGCCUGUGCAGACCACAUCUGCCUCCUGUUGCCCACCAUCAGCCAACAACGGUGCGUCAGGCACCUCUCCUGUGCCAGGGGAGACUCCCCACAUUUGAGUCUAGGUUUGGGCUGUGAUAGGUCCAAGCUUGACAGGAGGUGGCCACUUUUGUGGAGUGACUUCAGAGGUGCCAGAAAAGGCCCCCAUAUUGUCCAUAUUGCUUGGAUUCCACCAUUCAAAGCACCAUAUUAGCUUAAGGUUUUCUUCCUAAAUGGGGACUCAGUAGCACUAAUCAGUCAUUUUAAACCAUCAGGGAGAAGGCAGCAGCAGAAUUUGAGGUAGAAUCUGGACCAUGGUUCUAGGAAGCAUCUCCAUAGUCAUUAAACAAUGUAGGCUUUGGAGUUAGAUACACCUCAGGUAUGCUACUUACCAGCUGUGUGCCCUUGGGCAAGUCGCUUCACCUCUCUGAGCCUCAGUUUUUUACAGCAAAGACUACAACUCCUAUCUUGCAGGCCUUGUGGAAACCAGAGGAGUGAAGCAAACUCUGCCCUCUAAGGCAGAACCCAGGUUGAGAGGGGUGGUGGUAGCUGCCCUGCUCAGAGAGCAAGCAAGUGGGUGAGGGAGUGUGGGGCCUGGGUUGUGACUCUUGGUCUCCUCUGGGCCAGCAGGAGUCUGCUCCUAACCUGCCUCAUGGUGAAGCUCUGAAGGAAGCCUGACGAGACCUUUAUGAAGAUUACCUCUGUGAUCCUCAGUGCUACCUUGAGUCAGGCAAAGCAGGGCUUACCAGAGGCUCAUUUCAUAGGCACUAAGGGUUGAGGACCAGUGACUGAGUCAGGCCUACCAGUACACUGCCGUGGUUCCUACCACUGUUCCCAGCUCCUCAUUGUCCCAGGAUCAUGCUCAGAACCAGGAUGAAGCCUGGUGGCCUAUGUCCAGUCCAGUGUCUGGGACACAAGGCUGGUGAAUGAACCAGCUGACAGACAUGCCUAGGGCAACAAACUGCACCUGUUUCCUCUGGUGCAAAACAGUAACAGCCUGCCCCACAGGAUUAAUGUGAGAAUUAAGGUGUGUUGACCAGCACCUCCACUUAUGCUGACUCCCUGUAGCCCAGCAGAGAAGAGCCUGGCUGGGCUGCCUGCCACCUUCAACCAGGUUCAACUCAUGGCACCCAACCCUGUCCCUCUUGGAGACUACGAGGCUUCAGCUCAGCCUGUCAGAAGAAGGAAGUAAGGUGACAAAUCCUGGGCCCUCCUUCCUUCUCCAGGCCUCCUUGCCCAAGCACUGAAGGGCCUAGCCUCCAGGAAUGACCAGCAGGGAAGGAGCAGCAGCAUGAGCUGCUUUAGGCUGUGGGAAGUGGGAGGUCAUUAUUUUCUGGGCCUGGCUCCACAGCUGCCCAACAGGAUUCUGGUAGGACCCCAGCACUGGCCCCUGGGGGACGAGUCCACAGGGUGGGGGAGGAGUCUGAGUCAGGGUCCCAGUUCAGCUGCCGUCUUCCUGUGUCCUUGCCUGCGUGACCUGUCGCAGCCCUCAGCUUCUGCAGACAUCUAUAAAAUGGUCCUGGGUGACUUAAUUCUGAGGGCCCAGCCUUGCAGGAGAGGCCUCGGGUAUUCCGGGACCUCAGAGUCCCCUAACGCUUGAAACAGAAGUAGCCCUGCCUACCUGCUUUACUGCCGCUGAGGACAGGCAGGCAGGAAGGCUGACAUCCCUGUGCAGGCUAAGCCAUGGCUUGUCACCAUCUCCUUGGGAUCUCUAGCCCAGGGAGAGGGUGAGACUCAAAGUGGAAAGUAUCCUCAGGCUGCAGCCAAUGUUUGCCCUGCAGCCCGCUCCACCCAGUGCAGGUGCACCCAGGCCCCCUCCUGAGGGUGUGACUCUGGAGGAUGGGAAGCAGCCUGACUUGUCCCCACUGAGUCCGGGACUUUGGGGAGGUUCGUUUCCCAUUUGUAAAACGGGAUAAAAUAAGCCCACAGCACCUAAGAUUCCGAAGUUCCUCUAAAUCUUCCAGGAAGCACAGGAAAUGCAGGGCAGAUGGGAACACUUUCACUUUGCAGAUAAACAGGCCUGGGGCCAGCUGGGAGGUUGGAAAGGUUGGUGCUGGAGCACCAGGCACUGAGUGAGGGAAAGCUCAAGUGGCCUGGCAGGGGAAGGGGAGGCGAGGCCACUGCUGUGACUGUGGGAUGCUCCUUCACUUGCCACCUCAGCCCCAGGCCUGGUCUGGAAAGCAAAAUGGACUAGAUGACCUCCAUGGGUCCCAGG